AUGUUGCUGCACUCUAACAUGGACGUCAAGGAUUACCACAUGUUGUUCAUUGGAUUCAGUGGUGCAGCGCUUCAUGAUCCCCACGUAGCGAUCCUCUUGAUCCUUCAUGGCGAUUGUUCCAUGGUUCAAGUGCUUGGUCAAAGUUGGGAACUUGCGGACCUUGACAGCAAUUCAGUGGCCAGGAUGUGCUCAAAAAGUACUCCAUGGUUCCUGAACUGGACGAUGGGUCUGGCCAGAAUCUUUUUGGAAGACAGACUUGCGCACGUAAGAAGUGUGGCAACCAAGGGAUGGGAAGGGAGAGAAGAAUGGACACUCAAAGUGGUACCAAUGUGUCACAAACACACACGGCAGGCAAAAGAACCAUGUACUUGGAGAUUAUUGUCACAAUUGUGAGGCACUUUUGUACAAGGCAUGUGCUUCUGUGUAACUCUACAGCCAACAGCAAGGGCAGCAACACCAACAAGGACCCCCUUGCUGCCAAUGAGCAAACUUCUGGUGAGCAUAGCGCACGGAUCUGUUGUUGUCAAACACUGCUCACAUGCUCUAGUCUGCAGCUGCCAACAGAGAAAGGACUGGCAAGAGCGGCAGCGGGCAAGUUACAGAGGCUUCUGCAUGGGCAUCAAUGGUUCCAAAGAUACAACUGGAACAGCCAAAGUAA
Messenger RNA from Ceraceosorus bombacis, 658 nucleotides. The record is from the annotation of a GenBank genome assembly. NCBI's taxonomy places the organism in Eukaryota, Fungi, Basidiomycota, Exobasidiomycetes, Ceraceosorales, Ceraceosoraceae.